Messenger RNA from Onychostoma macrolepis, 1124 nucleotides. RefSeq names its product outer mitochondrial transmembrane helix translocase-like. The transcript is spliced from 7 exons. Gene Ontology annotation, molecular function: ATP hydrolysis activity; ATP binding. Gene Ontology annotation, cellular component: mitochondrial outer membrane. The coding region runs from base 334 to 1068 and encodes 244 amino acids. NCBI's taxonomy places the organism in Eukaryota, Metazoa, Chordata, Actinopteri, Cypriniformes, Cyprinidae. The record is from RefSeq and is a predicted model, not a curated record.
AGCACAAACGAACUACUUUUUGUUCCAGGGUCACGUGUGCACAGAAAUGAGGGAAGUUUCCAAUAUUUUAUAUCAGAUUUCAAGUCGGUAUGUAGGUAUUACACACCAGCAUUCUCGUUUCCGUUUUUGAAAUAAUUAUUUAUUGGUUUGACACAUGAUGACUGAAAAGAACAACAUGGAAUGUAUAUUUUUGAAAAACUACAGUAGCAAUACGGGGGAAAAUAUCAGAAUGUGCGUAGUUACCCCCCUCACCAAUACCUCUACUACCCUGCUGCAAUAGAAGGCAGGAAAUUGCUGAAAUGCUUACGCAAGCAGUAAAAUGACUAUGAGAAGAUGGAACUGAAAGAGAUUCCUGCUGAAAAUAUUAUUCGACCAUUAAACCGCAAUGAGGUCAUAAGUUUGAUCAUACGCCUUACAGCAUUUGGUGCAGUCACCUAUUUUACAAUAAAGUGGAUGGUUAAUGCUAUUGAUCCAACAAGAAAACAGAAAGCUGAGGCACAAAAACAGGCAGAAAAACUCAUGCGGCAGAUUGGAGUACCGAAAGUAAAGCUUUCUGAAUAUGAGAUGAACAUUGCAGCUCAUCUUGUGGAUCCAUUGACAAUGCAGAUUACGUGGCAUGACAUUGCAGGUCUGGAUGAAGUCAUAACUGAACUGAGAGACACCGUUAUAUUUCCCAUCCAGAACAGAGAUCUGUUUAAAGGAUCCAGGCUUCUUCAGCCACCCAAAGGUGUGCUGCUGUAUGGGCCUCCAGGCUGUGGGAAAACUCUUAUAGCCAAAGCUACUGCCAAAGAGGCUGGAUUCCGCUUCAUUAACCUGCAGUCUUCCUCUCUCACUGACAAAUGGUAUGGAGAAUCCCAGAAACUAGCUGCAGCCGUGUUUUCGCUGGCCAUCAAGUUACAACCUUCUGUUAUUUUCAUUGAUGAGAUUGAUUCCUUUUUGAGGAGUCGCUCAAGUUCAGAUCAUGAGGCCACCGCCAUGAUGAAGGCUCAGUUCAUGAGCUUAUGGGACGGUCUGGAUACUGACUACAACUGCCAGGUCAUAAUAAUGGGAGCCACCAAUAGGCCAUAAGAUCUUGAUUCUGCUAUACUCCGAAGGAUGCCCACAAAAUUCCACAUCUUUCAGCC